This is a messenger RNA of Dentiscutata erythropus, 266 nucleotides long. NCBI's taxonomy places the organism in Eukaryota, Fungi, Glomeromycota, Glomeromycetes, Diversisporales, Gigasporaceae. The record is from the annotation of a GenBank genome assembly.
AGUAUCCAAAGUAUUGGAAACGACACUCUUAAAGAUCAAAAGUACUAGAGACAAUACAAUUGAAGACCAAAGAACCAGAGAUGAUAGUAUUGCAACACUAUUGAAAUCCAAAACAUCAGAGACAGCACCCGAGCAUUGGAGAUCUAAAACGCAAGUGAAAACUAUUGAGAGCCAAAGCACCAGAGAUAACACUGUUGAAACUCAAAGCACCAAAGGUGACAAUAUUGAAGACCCAAGAAACCAGAGACGACUAUUGAUGAUCCAAA